GGAGAGCGAAUCUGGUCCUCUGUGCUAGAAUUGAGAAUGCAAACUUGUAUCUGUCAAGUUUGAUGGAAUUUACUAUCAACAGCGCUAUCCUCUGCAUGUUUACUCAGAAGUAAGUCCUGCUGUGUUCAGUGGGGCUUUCUCGCAGGCAGUCCUGCUCCAGGGCCUGUGCCGGAGGGAGUGAUCCGUCUUUACAGUAUGCGCUACUGUCCUUUUGCACAGAGAACACGGCUGGUCCUGAAAGCCAAAGGAAUCAACCAUGAAAUUGUCAAUAUCAACUUGAAAAACAAGCCAGAUUGGUUUUUUGAAAAAAACCCAUUUGGACUGGUACCUGUACUGGAAACAAGCAAGGGUCAGUUAAUCUAUGAGUCUCCAAUUACUUGUGAGUAUUUGGAUGAAGCCUAUCCAGAGAAGAAGCUGUAUCCUACAGAUCCUUAUGAGAAAGCUUAUCAGAAGAUGCUCUUGGAACAUUUCUCCAAGCUAAUUCCUUUGAGUUACAAGUACCUUCAGGCCACCAAGAGUGGAGAGGAUGCGCAGGCCCUGAAGAAUGAGUACUGUGAAAAGCUUCUCAAACUUGAAGAGAUUCUAAUAAACCACAAGACUAAGUUUUUUGGUGGAAACUCUGUUUCCAUGAUUGACUAUCUGGCUUGGCCUUGGUUUGAGCGUAUGGAGUCCUUCCAGUUACAUGACUGCCUGGACCACACACCAGAACUAAAACGCUGGGUUGAAGCCAUGAAGCUGGAUCCAGCUGUCCAGGCAACAGUGACGGACUCUCAGACAUACAAAGGCUACCUUGAGCUGUAUCUAAAGAACAGCCACGAGUGCUGUGACUAUGGCCUCUGAAAGUUGGCGGAGGCCUUUUCAAUGGGUGCUGUCGUAUGCAUAUUUGGUACUGACGGUGCAUUGUCCUGUUUUAGUAUGGUUCUCUGGUUCAUGUACAGUAGGAAGACGGCUGUGGAGAAGUAGCCGGCUGGCUGCAUAAGAAGACGUUCCCUUUCAAAAGGAAAAUGCAGAAGAGUGGGGCAAGAAGAAAAUGUUUAGGAUUUGCCUAUUGUUGUUUGCCCACCAAAGUUGUAAUGUUGUCUCUUUUCCUCAUCAGCUUAAGGCAAGCAUUUGUGCUGGCUCUGCUGCUGUUUGAAAUAAACACACUUUUAAAUA
Rhineura floridana is the source of this 1155-nucleotide messenger RNA. RefSeq names its product glutathione S-transferase omega 1 (gene GSTO1). Bases 196 to 840 code for a protein of 214 amino acids. Lineage: Eukaryota; Metazoa; Chordata; Lepidosauria; Squamata; Rhineuridae. Gene Ontology annotation, molecular function: glutathione dehydrogenase (ascorbate) activity; glutathione transferase activity. Gene Ontology annotation, cellular component: cytoplasm. Gene Ontology annotation, biological process: glutathione metabolic process. The record is from RefSeq and is a predicted model, not a curated record. The transcript is spliced from 6 exons.